Molecule: messenger RNA, 1367 nt
Organism: Cucurbita maxima (winter squash)
Lineage: Eukaryota; Viridiplantae; Streptophyta; Magnoliopsida; Cucurbitales; Cucurbitaceae
Product: putative F-box protein At1g65770
Exons: 1
Coding region: 80-1210 (376 amino acids)
Molecular function (GO): protein binding
Source: RefSeq, a predicted model, not a curated record
UUUUCUUAUUCAUGGGAGUAGAGACUUCGAUUCUUUCAAGUCAAGACGAACUUUUAUCCGGGUGAAGUCCAAGACUCCGAUGAAGAAAUCUCCUGUACGGUGGUCCGAUCUGCCACCUGAACUUUGCCUGCUCAUCGGAAAACGCCUCGAAACCUACAUCGAUGUCCUCCGAUUUCGCAGCGUCUGUAAAUCGUGGCGAGCUUCUCUUCCUCGUUUCGACGGCAUUUCUCCUCUUUCACCUCUUCAAUUCCCUUCCCCCACCAAAGCUCGCCGUGGUUACCUUGCCUCUGGCCACACCUUACUCCACCGAAGGAUAAUCUAUUGUUUCAGUCCUCUCCAUCAUCAUCAAACUUCUAACUCUUCUUCUUCAAGGUUGUUUACGAAGGAUAAGAGCACAAAACUCGGUACAAUCCGUUUUGUAGAUCUGUUUUCUAAUCUAUUAGUUGUAUUGGAUGACGAAACCUUUCGGAAGGAUGUAAACUUCCUCGAUUUUCGAAUUUAUGAGGUUGCGAAAUCGUAUGCGCUUCAAUACACUCGUGGUGGUCUUGUUUCUAGAAUUACCAAGGUUAUAAUGUACCCUGAUUCUGGUUUGACCGAUCUUAGGACCAGAAUCAUUGUAGCAGUUUAUGGAAGAGGUAAAUUAGGGUUUGCAAAACAUGGAGAUGACAAUUGGACGCUAAUCGAUGACGAUAAUUUUCACUACAACGACGUGAUUGUGUACAAGGGGCAGGUUUAUGCUGUUGAUAAAUGGGGAACAGUUUUCUGGAUCGAUUCAUCGAUGAAAUCGGUACAGUUUUCUGUUCCAUCGUGUGGUUUUGGGGAUCAAAAACAUUUAGUGGAGUGUGGCGGCGAACUCUAUGUUGUGGAUCGAUUUCUGCGCAAACCUGAUCCAGAUGAUUGCAUACGCAAUAAUCCUCGCAUUGUAACUGAUUUCAAAGUGUACAUGUUGGAUCAAGAUUGGGGAAGAUGGGUGGAUGUGAAAAAUUUGGGGAAUCAAGCCAUUGUUUUGGGGGACGGUAGCUGUUUCUCUGUUUCGACUUCGGAAAUUGAAGGGUUUCAAGCGAAUUGCAUAUAUUUUAACCACAAACAAAAAGGGAGGUUCAGCCAGGACUGUGUUCCUGCUGUGUUCGAUCUCAAAGAAAGAAGGAUUUUGGAAGCCUCCAUCCAUGGGAAUGCAACAAGGUGUGGUGCGUUUCAGUGGAAGCUGUAGACUCCCAACAUGGCUCUGUAGCCUCUAACCAGGUAUUCUCUAAGGAUCAUCGGAGAUAAUGUUAUGCACUUUUAUGAAUGUACAGUUUGUGUGCAGUGUAAAUUGUAACUAUUUUGAUCCAUCAAUGAUCAUGAGAGCUUAUUUGAAUUGUGAACAC